AGUGCAGCUGUCAGGUGCAUCAGACGACUCCACUACCCGGGGUGAACAACAACAUGGACCAAACAGAUACAAGGACGACUGUUGAGAAACCCAGUUUGACAGAGGAAGAAGCAACGCAGCUCAUAGAACGACGUUACGGAUUCAAAGUUGAAUCUCUGAGGCCGAUGAAUAGUUACGUCGAUUUGAAUUUCUAUGUUAAAGUUGCUGACAACAAUCUCUCUUGGCCCCAUGGAUACACAUUGAAAGUUACCAACAGUACUUACUCCAAAAAUGGAGAUUUGUUCGAGGCUCAGACGAAAAUGAUGACUUUCCUGGCACGCAAAGGAUUCCCGGUUCCGCAGGCAGUACCCAACCUUCGGGGUGAGGUCAUGAGUUUAGAAAGUCUUCCAGGAAACAACAACGGUCGGUGUUCUAAAAAUAUGGUGCGUCUUUUGACGUAUCUACCCGGGAGCAUUUACUACGAUGUCCCUAUGACCCUAUCUAUUGCCCAUGAUGCUGGUGUCUUCCUAGCCAAAGUACAAGAAGCUUUGCAGGAUUUCACCCACCCAGCACUCCACCGGCCCGACAUGUUGUGGAGCCUGGCUAGCCUCCCCAGUCUGAACAAAUACCUGUACUGUCUCAAGGAUGAGUGGAUAAAGGACAAAAUCAGGAAGAUGGUGCAAACCUUUGAGGAAAAGGCGUUGUCUCGAAUUGAUGAGCUUCUACAAGGUGCUGUGCAUGGAGACUUCAACGACCAGAAUGUCCUCGUCGAAGAGGAUCCCGCAGACCCAGGGAAGCACAGGAUCUGCGGGCUCCUGGAUUUCGACCUCAUCAUCUACAACCCGUACGUGUUUGACCUUGCCAUCGGUCUGAUGUAUCUCAUGUCUGUAGUGAGAGACCCGGACAACCCAAUCACAUUCGGAGGACACUUUUUGGCAGGAUAUGAAAGUGUUCGCCCCCUGACACCAGUAGAACGGGAUGUUCUGUACUACUGUGUGGUUGCCAGGAUGUUACAGUCCUACGUUUACGGGCACCACACGGCCAGUAUGUACCCAGAGAACAGAGAGUACCUCCUGGUCACUGCGGGGGGUCUCUGGACGCUCAUCGACAGGUGGUGGGGCACCCCGAAGGCAGAGAUCUACAGACAGUGGAGAGACAUUCAGAAAUCUAUUCAGAAUCAGCCUAAGUAGUGUAGUCAUGCAUAAUGUGUUAAUAGCUGCCUACUGCACAUGAUUUGUGGGUUAUGUUAAAGAUGAAGGAAACAUUCAUAAUGUUGAUUAUGCAGGAGACGAACAUCAUGUUGGAGACGCUGUUGUGAAGAGAUGGGAUAGAAUAUAAUGCAGCAAUACUUCGCUUUCAUGAUUUUGAUUACUAUCUUGCUUUCCUUCGGUAGUGAAAAGUUCUUGUAUUGACAGGAGGGCUGGAAUAAGUAUUUUGUAAUUACCAGAUACAGUAGUUUUCUAUGAAAAGAGCUCUUGCUAUGGUGCUAUUGAAGAUAGUGACAUAAGAGGCACUCUCCCGUGUUGAAUUGGAAUACCUUCUACUGACACGGGCUUGAAAGGAAAUUCUUGUGCCUGAAAGAAGGUUUGACAAAUGGAAACAUCAGAGUGAUGUCCCGGUAGUUUCGAAUUUUAUCAGGAUCAGCUGAGCUACUGGUUCCAAAUGCUGGUAAUACCCAGGUUCAAUGAUACUGGGGCACAUUGGUUGGGGUUGCGCCCGUUUUUCGAAAGGGGCGUAGACUGGGGGUCCCGUACGUGUUGUUAGGGGGGCGAAGGGCUAGACCCCCCUCGCUGUAAUAGUAUACCCUGCUACUGAAACAACAUAAUGAAACUUUCUGCCCUAUAUGCUUAAAGGCACUUCAAUGGUCCGAACGAACGAACGCUGAACUCAGAGCCAUUUAACGACCGGACACGGACUAUGAACACUGAGCUUCUUGCCCCACUAUAUGUGUUGUACCAUAUAUGUGUAGUGAUAUAUAGGUUGUUGGAUUUAUUAGUA
Messenger RNA from Branchiostoma floridae (Florida lancelet), 1977 nucleotides. Its product is annotated as hydroxylysine kinase-like. The coding region runs from base 54 to 1169 and encodes 371 amino acids. The record is from RefSeq and is a predicted model, not a curated record. NCBI's taxonomy places the organism in Eukaryota, Metazoa, Chordata, Leptocardii, Amphioxiformes, Branchiostomatidae. Gene Ontology annotation, molecular function: amino acid kinase activity. The transcript has 6 exons.